This is a messenger RNA of Stylonychia lemnae, 3771 nucleotides long. The record is from the annotation of a GenBank genome assembly. NCBI's taxonomy places the organism in Eukaryota, Ciliophora, Spirotrichea, Sporadotrichida, Oxytrichidae.
AUGUACGAACAGUGGAAGAAAACUUAUUAAGAAGAUGCUAGACGCUAAUACUAAGAAAGAACUGGUACUUCUAACUCUAAUGGAUCUGGGUCUUAUCGAGAUAAGUAUAACAACUAUGAAAAGGAACGAUUUAAAGAUUUUUAUAACCACAGAUAAGAGCAGCGAAAAGCUUAUAAUGAAAGAAAUAAACACCAAAAUCCAUAUCCUGUAACAGCCGAGCAAACUGUUUUGCAGCUAUUUCUCAGUUUCAUUGGAUUCUCGGCAUUCACAUUUUUGAUAUUUGGUGGAGGGCCAACUAAUCGAAAUAGAGAGGCACCGCCAGUAAUAUAACAAAGGUCUUCCUAAGUCCCAUUUUCAAAUAUUUCCUCGAUUGAUUAAACUUAUGCUCCUUACUAUACCCCAGAUGGUAGGGGCAAUAAUCAAUUUGGAAAAGUUGAAAUUCGCAUUUUGAAUAAUCCUCAGGCAUAAACAAAUACUAUCUAGACACCUUAAGAAGCUCAUAGUGGUGCUUUUGUUGCAGGUAUGCCGCCUAAGGAAGUAGAUUACUAUACAAAGAUCCAUUCUCUGCCAAUGAAUUUAGAGGUGAAGUAAAAGUAAGACUAUUCAGGGGAAAAUCAUGUGGUCAACAAACAAAGAGGAGGAGUCAUAUAAACCCAAAUAAAUCCAAAGGAAUCCAAUAUACCAGGUUAAAAGAGAAAGAAAAAGAAGAAUAACUUUAGAGAUAAAGAGAUUGAGGCCUAUGCUAGAAUCUAACAAGAUUUGAUGUCUAUUGAUGAGAAAAGCUGCAAGUUCUUUGCCAGAUUGAUAGAAUAGAGCUCAAUCAAGAUGAAUUACUUGCUUCUAUUGGUAACUAGGACUAAACUUAACAUGUCUAAUGUAGCAAAUUAAAACAUUCAUAUACAUAUAUAGAUGGAGAAGGUGAAAUAAACGAAGGACGUUAGGAAGAAUAUUCACAAAACAAUCAAGUCGAAUAGAGAGUAAAUACCUAGAGAUAAGCCAAUGAAGGAGCGAUUAAUUCAUAAAAAGAAAUGCAUAGUUAAAAGAUAAAUGCAGAAGACUGUAAAGGAAUUAGUAGUUAGAGGCAAGUGUUUUCAGAUCAGUCACACAGAAGUAAUUAACAACAGUAACGUGAUUAGUAUGAAAUUAUUUCAGCAAAAAAUAUACUAAGCCAAGGUAAAUUUUCCACUAGUAAAUUAAAUUGUAGAUUAGGCUAAUUAAGUUCUUGAUUAUAUCAGAAAAACAGAGCAGUAAGACAUUGAUGAUGACAAUGCUGUAGAGUAGAGAUAUCAUUCUAAUAAUAACAACAAUCAAAAUUAUUACCAGCCAAUAAAUAUCUAAAGUCCAGUAUCAUAGCAGAAUCAAUAAAAGGGAAAUAAGCUACUUGACAUUACUAUUGAUCUAGGUGGAGGGAAUCAUGAAAUUAUACAAGUAUACCCAGACGACAAUCCAAUGAACUUAGCUGAAUCUUUUGCACAAAGACAUAAUCUUAACCCUUUACUAACUGAAUUGCUAGCUAACUAAAUAUAAAACAAUAUUGAACAAGUAUUAUAAGAAAAAAACUAGAAGUUAGAGGAAGAUUAUCAUUAAAAUUUUAGUGGUGGCCGUCAUGGUGAUGAUAAUAAUUACUAACUCAAAGAUGAAAUUGAUGAUGAAUACCAAUACUUUGAUGAAAAUAACAAUCCUCUUGAAGGGACAACAAAGAUUAAUGAUGAGACAAACAAUACAACUGCCAAUCAUCUUUACGGGUAGCUUGGUGGUAAUAAUAUCUAUUAAAUUGGCAAGAUUAACAAAUCAGCUACAAAUAACAACUAUAGCGACAUUUAUAAUCAUAAAUCAAUGGGCUCAUCACCCUUUAAAUUUGAUAAUAGUGCAACUCAAUAGAGAAGUCGGGGAAGACCACAACAAGAUUAUACUACAAAUCCUUAGAUGUAAAAAAGACCUUAAAUAAAUGAAGUGUCUAAAAAGCUAGCUGAGUAAAAGAGACCAUAAUCUAAUCAAUAAGCUGUUCAUAAUAGGCUACACAGAUAAGAAUUAGAGAAAACAAAGAUAGCGUUUCUGAAGCAGUAGGAGGAAGAAAUUGAGAAAGAAAAAUAAGUGCUUAGGCAGUUGAGAUCCCCUUUGAGAAAACCAGUAGAUCCGAAUGAACUUAAUAUUGGAGCAAGGUUAUAUUAAAAAGGCAUGAAAAUUUAAGAAUAAAAAGAUAGAUUCGUCAAGGCAGAGAAAGAAUUGAAAGACCAAAAACUAUCCUAGGAACUAAAAUUCAAACCAGAGCUAGUAAAUAAAUAAAGAGAAAAGACAUAAGAUAGGAAAAUUAAAAAAGAAAUAGAGCUGAUCUAAUAUGGAUAACAAAUUCAAGAGAAAAAAGAGAGAGCGAGAAUCGAUAUUUAAAGAUAAGAAGAGGAAAUUUACAAUCACAGACCAAGGAUAAAUAAAAAAUCAGACAGAAUGAUUCGAGAGAAAUCCUCUGUAAUGUAGAUGUCUUCCCCAGACAAAUCAUUAGAUAUGUAAAUGCAAAAUAUUGGAUAAGUAACAAACUAAGAUGAAUCAAUGUAUAAUUCACAAAUUGGAGCAAAUAAAAAUUAGAAAUUCUUUGCAUUGUACAAUGAUGCAAUCCAGAGACUAGAUAGAUAAGAUAAAAUAUAUGCUGCUUGCAUUGACAAAGAGUGCACCUUUAAACCAACUCUAGUGACUUAACAAUCAAAACUCUCAAAGUCUGUUCUCUAUGGGGAAAAGUAAUUUGUUGCUUAGUAGGAUUCUUAAAACCCAGCAGAUGUUUCAAAUAGAAGUGGCAUCUUAGAGACUUUAAACACACCAGUUUACGAGAGAUUAGCUACAGAUGCAAAGUAAAAACUUGAGAAGAAGCAAAUUAUCAAUCAAUCAUCUAGAAAUGAAGAUAAGAUUGAUCCAGUAACUGGCAGAUCAUAUUUUAGACCAGUCACUGGUCGUAGUCCAAAGAAUAGACCCCUGGACAUGAAGAACAACAUAGGAGAUCAUUUGUAUAAGUAACAUUAAAUGAUGAUAGAAAAAUAAAUUAAACUAAAAAAAGAUGAAGAGAUUAAAAUGUCUGAGAUGAGGAAAUAAAUCCAUCAAAAUAACAAGAAAUCUGAGAAAAUAGUCGAGUAAACAAAGAGAUAAAAGCUAAAUGACAUAUUCGAGAUGUUUGAUUCGGAUUAAGAUGGCGUUAUUUCUGCAUAGAAAAUAGAUUUACAUUCACUAUAGCCAGACUUGCUAGAAAUAUUCUCGCCUUUGCUAUGUGAAAUGGAAGAAAUAGGUACAACUUUAGAUAGAGAUGAAUUUAUUGACGCAUCAAUGAGGCUAUUUACUAUUAAUUUCAAAUCACAAAAAUUAGCAGAAAAGCAUUAAUACGUUGACUAAUAAGAAGGCUAAUUAAGUUUAGCUGAGAGACUCCUUAGAAAAAAGUUUGAAUCUGAGAAUAAAAUAUAGCAGCAAAGAGAUGAGAAACAAAAAAAUGAACUUUAGGGUUGCACCUUUCAUCCUAAUAUUUCGCACAAUGGUUAAAAUAAUACUUACUAUCAUAAUAAUGUGUACACAUUUGGAGGAAGUGGUGGAGCAGGAGGUAUAUCAAUGGAGAAGUAAGUCUCAAAUCAAUAACUUGUUAAUGGAGGAGACAUAUUUGAUGUUAAUCUAAUUCAGAAUGAAGAAAGAAAUAAUAUAAAUAUUUACAGAAGAUUUUAAGGAUAUCAACAAAAUGUUCAGACAAUUAAUGGAAAUCCUCAUAACUAAAUUGAUCUUGUAGAAUUGCAUUAAUGA